UUUUCCCAGUUGCAGGGCGGAGCUCGGUGGUGUGCGGCGGCAGUGAUGUCUGGUCGGGGCAAACAAGGAGGCAAGGCCCGCGCCAAGGCCAAGUCGCGGUCUUCCCGCGCCGGCCUGCAGUUCCCGGUGGGGCGCGUGCACCGCCUGCUGCGCAAGGGCAACUACGCGGAGCGGGUGGGGGCCGGCGCGCCGGUGUACAUGGCGGCGGUGCUGGAGUACCUGACGGCCGAGAUCCUGGAGCUGGCGGGCAACGCGGCCCGCGACAACAAGAAGACGCGCAUCAUCCCGCGCCACCUGCAGCUGGCCAUCCGCAACGACGAGGAGCUCAACAAGCUGCUGGGCAAGGUGACCAUCGCCCAGGGCGGCGUGCUGCCCAACAUCCAGGCGGUGCUGCUGCCCAAGAAGACGGAGAGCCACCACAAGGCGAAGGGCAAGUGAGGCGGGUCCCGUCAGCGCGCCCCUCGCCAGGCUCCUUCGUGGCCGCGAAAUCAAAGGCUCUUUUCAGAGCCACCCACUGUUUCAAAUGAAGAGUUGUCACGCGAA
Dipodomys ordii (Ord's kangaroo rat) is the source of this 543-nucleotide messenger RNA. RefSeq names its product histone H2A type 2-A. The transcript has a single exon. Gene Ontology annotation, cellular component: nucleosome. Gene Ontology annotation, molecular function: structural constituent of chromatin; DNA binding; protein heterodimerization activity. The record is from RefSeq and is a predicted model, not a curated record. Lineage: Eukaryota; Metazoa; Chordata; Mammalia; Rodentia; Heteromyidae. The coding region runs from base 46 to 438 and encodes 130 amino acids.